AUGAUAAAUAAGAAAUCUUCAACAAAAUAGGCAACAAGAAUGACAACACAGGCAAACGAUCAAUAAGAAGUAGUGACAUAAAAUCAAUAAGCAUCUAAAUAUACUUUAAAUUAAAUUGUCGGCAAUGGGACAUUUGGAAUGGUUUAUCUGGCCACAAAUAAUUAAACAAAUGAAAAAGUUGCGAUAAAAAAGGUGUUCUAAGAUAAGCGAUACAAGAAUAGAGAGCAUCUAAUAAUCUAAGAAUUGAACAACCCAUGUGUUAUAAAGCUAAAAGAAGCUUUUUUUACAUAAGGUGAUAAAGGUGACGAUGUUUAUUUAAAUUUGGUUAUGGAUUAUAUUCCUGACACAUUAAGUAAGGUGAUCAGAUAUUAUAAGAAGGCCAAAUAACCUUUUCCAGCAGCUCUGUUGAAAAUUUAUAGUUAUUAAAUGUUCCGUGCACUUGCAUAUUUGGAAGGAAUUGGAAUCAGCCACCGAGAUAUCAAGCCUUAAAAUAUUCUAGUAGAUCCAAAUAACCACAUUCUUAAGAUAUGCGACUUUGGGUCAGCUAAGAGAUUGCAAAAAGGAGAGCCAAAUGUUGCUUACAUUUGUUCCAGAUACUAUAGAGCACCAGAGUUGAUAUUUGGAGCAACUGAAUAUACAACUGCCAUAGAUGUGUGGUCUAUAGGUUGUGUGAUUGCUGAAAUGACAAUUGGAGAGCCUUUAUUUCCAGGAGAGAGUGCCACUGAUCAAUUGGUGGAGAUCAUAAAGAUACUUGGAACACCUACCAUUGAAUAGGUGAAAUAGAUGAAUCCUAUGCACAAGGAAUUCAAAUUUCCAUAAAUUAAGAAUCAUCCUUGGAACAAAGUAUUCCAAAAGUUUAAACCUGAUCCUUUGUUUGUAGAUUUGAUAUCUAAAAUUAUGUUGUAUCCUCCUAGAGAGAGAUUGAGGCCAUUAGAAGCAUUGUCUCAUCCUUAUUUCAAUGAAAUUAGAGAUGAAAAGUUUGGAAUUCCAAAUGUAAAGUUGCCUAACUUCUUUGAUUUUACAAAAGAGGAAUUGUCGAUCUAACCUGAAAUUGCGUUUAAGUUAACUCCAUAGUGGUAUUAGUAAAAGAGAAUAUGA
Molecule: messenger RNA, 1098 nt
Organism: Paramecium tetraurelia
Lineage: Eukaryota; Ciliophora; Oligohymenophorea; Peniculida; Parameciidae
Exons: 7
Biological process (GO): protein phosphorylation; signal transduction
Cellular component (GO): cytoplasm
Molecular function (GO): ATP binding; protein serine/threonine kinase activity
Source: RefSeq, a predicted model, not a curated record